Molecule: messenger RNA, 4419 nt
Organism: Cololabis saira (Pacific saury)
Lineage: Eukaryota; Metazoa; Chordata; Actinopteri; Beloniformes; Belonidae
Product: mitogen-activated protein kinase kinase kinase kinase 4
Exons: 33
Coding region: 87-3905 (1272 amino acids)
Biological process (GO): protein phosphorylation
Molecular function (GO): protein kinase activity; ATP binding
Source: RefSeq, a predicted model, not a curated record
UUCAGGAUGGACCCGAGCAGAGAAAAGCCCGUUAGUUUCCAGCGCUAGAGGAGAAAGUCCAUGUCUCCCCUCCACAUAGUUUCACCAUGUCGAGGGAGAACACGACCCGGAGUCUGGACAGCAUAGACCUCGCUGCUCUCAGGGAUCCUGCAGGAAUCUUUGAGCUGGUUGAAGUGGUUGGAAAUGGGACGUACGGGCAGGUGUACAAGGGUCGUCAUGUCAAGACCGGUCAGCUGGCAGCUAUCAAAGUCAUGGAGGUCACAGAGGAAGAAGAGGAGGAGAUAAAACUGGAGAUCAAUAUGUUGAAGAGUUACUCCCACCACAGAAACAUUGCCACCUAUUACGGUGCCUUCAUUAAGAAAGGCCCUGCUGGACAGGACCACCAACUCUGGCUGGUAAUGGAGUAUUGUGGAGCUGGCUCCGUGACGGACCUGGUGAAGAAGACGAAGGGAAACUGCUUAAAAGAAGACUGGAUCGCUUACAUCUGUCGAGAAGUGCUCAGGGGUCUUUCCCAUCUUCACUCCCAUCAUGUGAUUCACCGAGACAUUAAAGGACAAAAUGUUUUACUCACAGAGAACGCCGAGGUCAAACUGGUUGACUUCGGAGUCUCCGCCCAGCUGGAUAAAACGAUUGGACGGAGGAACACGUUCAUCGGGACUCCCUAUUGGAUGGCCCCAGAGGUCAUCGCUUGUGAUGAGAACCCUGACGCCACCUACGAUUAUAGGAGUGACCUCUGGUCUCUGGGCAUCACUGCUUUAGAGAUGGCUGAAGGAGCUCCUCCGCUCUGUGACAUGCAUCCAAUGAGAGCACUGUUUUUGAUUCCUCGAAACCCUCCACCCAAACUCAAAUCAAAGAAGUGGUCGAAGCGUUUCUUGUCGUUUGUUGACAGUUGUCUGGUGAAGAACCACCUGCACCGGCCCCAGACGGACACGCUGCUGAAACACGCCUUCAUCCGGGACCUGGCCAACGAGAGGCAGGUCCGCAUCAUGCUCAAGGAUCACCUGGACCGCACCAGGAAGAAGAGGGAGAAAGAGGGUCCAGAGUACGAGUACAGCGGGAGUGAGGAUGAAGAUGAUGAGGUCACAGAAGAGGAAGGGGAACCCAGCUCCAUCGUGAACGUACCCGGCGAGUGGACGUUAAGACGGGAGUUUCUUCGUUUACAGACGGAAGAUCGUGACGGAGGAAGAGAGGGAGGUCACGGAGGAGGAGGUCAGCAAAGACAAAAAGCGUUCCAGCAGCACAAGCAGCAGCUGGCCGAGCAGGAACGGUACAAGCAGCAGUUCCUGGCUGACAGACAGAGGAGGAUCCAGCAACAACACGAGCAGCGGCAGAAGUUAGAGGAUCAGAAGAGGCAGCAGCUCAUGGAGGGGGCGUUCCAGUGGGGGGAGCUGCAGGAGGUCUUUGUUGGGGAGGAGUCUGAUCUGCAGGACAACAAAAUCUUACUGGACGAUAGAAACAAGAGGUCUGACAGGAGACAGGACCACGGUGGCAGCAGACAGUGGCGUGCCGAUGUGUCAGUCAGGCCUCUGGACUCCGCAGAAGAGCAGAGAGCUGUGGCUCCCACCGCCCAGCCGCUUCAGCAUAGGGCCCUGCACCCCCAGCCGCACGCUAAGCGCCCGCCGCUGGUCCUCCAGCAGCAGCCGACGGCGGGCCGGAGGUCCCACCGCACCCUGCCCAAGGACCAGACCCAGCUGCUGUCCCUGCAGCACGACCACAGACACAGGGAGAAGGAGAAGCAGAGGGAGAGGCAGAAAGAAACGAGCGCGGCAGCUGUCCAAAAGCUCACCGCCAUUAGUGGGAACAAAGCUGCUGCUGCUGCUGCCGCUGCUGCUGCUGCUGCUGCUGCUUCACACCGGCGCGCUGCAAACAGCCAGCGCACCGCGAUGGACCUGCAGGAGUCGAGCAUCGCCAGGAUGCUGCUGGCCGCCGGUCUGCCCGGGCCCAUGCACCAACGGCUGGGCUCUGGGAGCAGCUCCAGCCCAUGCACCCCGGCCAUGCAGAGGGCUCACUUCAGCCAGAACGCUAACCUGCGCUCCAGCCGCGACGCCCCUCACAGCAGCUCCAUGUCAGACAUGGCCAUCUCCCCCCUGUCCCCGUUCCCCCCCACGUCCCCCACCGACAGCGUCUUCUGGGACUCAGCCGAGACGCCCCCUAAGGUCCCCGAACGCACCACCUCAAAGUUUCACUGUCGAGAGCUGGUGAAGGAGCACAAGAGAACGGCCUCAAGCGGCAGUCCGGCGUCUGCUGCAGACCGGAGCGGACGAUCUCAGGGAGUUCCCUCCUCCAUCAGCAACCAUCCAGGCUACUUCAAACUGGAAAGUCCUCUCCUGCAGCAUCGUCUCCAACAGCACAGGAAGGCCGACAAUUCAAGCACUGGACUCUCAGAUGGAGUCAGGUCUGCUCUGGGCCGCGUCAACAAGGCCACAGAAUACUCCUCCUCUAGUGACGAGGUCGGCAGCAGCGACGACGAGGACAGACACAGGUCUGGGCUGUGCAACGGGAAAGGGAAGUACUUCCGAGGAAUGCCCGACGGCAUCAUCCUGCAGCCCCACCACAAUCUCAACCAGAUUUCCCGCUUCUGUUCGGAUGAUACGUACCUGCUGCCGGACCUCUUACAGAAAACCUCGUCCUCCAGUCCCACUCACGACGCGCUGAGUCAGCAGAGAGCACUUGACUUCGGCUACCCGCUGUCCCCCUCGACCCCGGGGUCCCCCACGCUCCACGAUCUGCAUGCCAUGAGCAGCCCUACUUACAAAAGCUCCUCUUCAUCCUCCUCCUUCCUGCCCUUCAUCGACCCAAGAUUAAUCCCCAUCUCAUCACCACCUCAGAGCCCCACGGGCAGUAAGGGUGAACCACUCAAAAGAGAGAACCACAGGAAGGGCUCGGUGGUGAACGUGAACCCGACCAACAUCCGCCCGCAGAGCGACACUCCGGAGAUCCGCAAAUACAAGAAGAAGUUCAACGCCGAGGUCCUCUGUGCCGGAUUAUGGGGUGUGAACCUCCUGGUGGGGACAGAGAACGGCCUGUGGCUGCUGGACCGGAGCGGUCAGGGGAAGGUUUACUCGCUCAUCAGCAGACGGCGGUUCCAGCAGAUGGACGUCCUGGAGGGACUCAACGUCCUCAUCACCAUAUCAGGUAAAAAGAACAAGCUGCGUCUGUACUACCUGUCCUGGCUGAGGAACAAGAUCCUGCACAAUGAGCCGGAGGUGGAGAAGAGACAGGGCUGGACCUCCGUGGGGGACCUGGAGGGCUGCGUGCACUACAAAGUGGUACGCUACGAGAAGAUCAAGUUCCUGGUGAUCGCACUGAAGAACGCUGUGGAGGUUUACGCCUGGGCCCCCAAACCCUACCACAAGUUCAUGGCCUUCAAGUCCUUCAGGUCCCUGCCCCAGAGACCCAUGUCCGUGGACCUGACAGUUGAGGAGGGACAGAGGUUAAAGGUCAUUUAUGGCUCUCUGUCUGGUUUCCAUGCCAUCGACGUGGACUCAGGAACGCCCUACGAUCUCUACCUGCCCACUCAUAUCCAGGGCUACAUCCGUCCCCACGCCAUCAUCAUCCUGCCGAACAAAGCUGGAACGGAGGUGCUGGUCUGCUACGAGGACGAGGGCGUCUACAUCGACACCUACGGCCGCAUCACCAAGGAUACGGUGCUGCAGUGGGGAGAGAUGCCUGCGUCUGUCGCGUACCUGCAGUCCAACCAGGUGAUGGGUUGGGGAGAAAAGGCCAUAGAGCUGCGCUCGGCCACCACCGGGAACCUGGAGGGAGUUUUCAUGCACAAGAAAGCCCAGAAACUCAAGUUCCUGUGUGAGAGGAACGACAAGGUGUUCUUCGCCUCGGUGCAGUCGGGGGGCAGCAGUCAGAUCUACUUCAUGACACUGGGACAGAACUUGUUGUUCAGCUGGUAACAGCCGGACCGGGACCCCCGGGACCAGCCGGUGGGCCGGGUCAUCCUGGGUUCAUGCUGAGGCCUUUCCUGAGCGGAUCUCUGGACGGUGGAGCCACACACGGAUCAGCCAAACGUUCUUCCGUCCCUCCAGUGUCUGUAAAUCAGUAGCCGUCCAUGAAUGAAGGUACAUGAAGCAGUGCCUUCGUGAGUGAGCGGUGACUCCUCCGCCCGGCUCCGAUCCAGCUCCAUCUCAGCGUUCUCAUUCUCAUCAUCGCAUUUAUGUCCAUGGAGGAUUCAGUUGUAUCAGUUAAUACUGUGUAAAUGUUUUUAUUCACUUAUAUUCACUUUAACAAUGUUGUGUAUUACUGGAACGGUUGUUUGUUUUGUGUCUGAUGAAGUCUUACACUGCAAAAACUCAAAAUCUUACCAGGAAUAUUUGUCUUAUUUCUAGUUAACAUGUCUCCUUUUUAGUCAAAAAACUCAUUACACUUAAAACAAGAGUCAUUACCAGAAAAAUAACUUAUUUGCAAUUU